AUGUUUCGCAUAGCCGCAGCUCGUUCAGCGAAGGCGGUCUUCCGCCAAGCACCGAGAGGCCCGGCGCAGCCCGCAUUGCGCUCGCUUCGCACACAGCCCGACACCACGCACCCGUCAACGCCCCCGCUCAGCGGGCUCGACGCCGAAGUCGAGGGUGUCGCGCCCGAGGUCUCGAGCUACGCCAUUGGCGCGACCGUGGUCUUGAUCGGCGGAGUCGCGUACUACGCAUACAGCGAGUUUGGCGCAGGGAUCGCCAAGCACCUGCCGUGGUUGGGCAGCGGGGCAGCCAGCACGGGCGCGCAGUCCACAGCCGAGGCCAAGGCCGAGGCCAAGAGCCAGGCGCAGCGCGUGCGGCGGCUGCGUGCCAGAAUGGCGCCUGUGUCGACAAUGUCGGCGCUGGAGCAGGUCAACUGGGCCUGGACGCACCCGGGCCUGUAUGUGACCGGGUCCAACAAGUAUGGGCUGGUUGAUCCCCUGCACCCAGGCUCUGGUGUCGGCCUCAAGGCAGCCGUCCCGGGCCUUGGGGGCAAGCUUUUGCGCAGCGCGGCCUUUGCCACCACGCACGCUGCGGCCGUCGACGCUGACGGCUGCCUUUACCAGUGGGGCACUGGCUUUGCCGGCGCCGCUGUUCCGCACACGCCGCUGUGCACGCUGCGCGACUCCAGCAUCCGUUUGCUGGUUGCCAGCAACGACUACGUUGCGGUCCUGGACAGCAAGAGCCGAGUCCGCCUGGUUCCCGCAACUGCCAGCGCCAGCGCAGAGCCCGCCACGCUUGCCUUUGAGCCGCGGCUGGGCUGGCGCGAGAACGUCGUGUCGCUGUCUGCCGGCGAAGACCACAUUGCGGCAACCACGAGCAGCGGUCACGUCUACACCUGCGCUCUCGGCCCUCGCGGCAACGACCGCAGCCAGCUGGGCCUCGGAGCAGCCGCUGCGGCCACCGUGCAGCCAUUUGUGCUUAAGCGCGUUCCGGCCGACCGCAAGUUCAGUGCCGCCGUGUGCGGCGGCCGCCAUACGCUGCUGCUUACGGUCGAUGGCGACGUGCUCGGUUGUGGCGCCAACGACUUUGGCCAACUGGCCAUGGGCAACUACACCGAAGGGAACUCCACCGUGCGUGAACUCACUCCGCUGCGCAGGCUGUGGAAGGACGAGCAUUUCCGCCCGGCGCUGGAGCGCGCAGAGAUGCUGGCCGCCAGCAGCGCAACGUCAUACAUCCAAGUCAGGCGCGGCGACAGCCUGCGCCUGCUCUCGUGCGGCCGCGGCAUUGACGGCCAGCUGGGUACCGGGUCUUUGGUCCACAUGCAGGGCAAGCCAGCUGUUAUUUCCGCGCUCUCUGACAAGCACGAGUUUGAUCCGCAGUCGCAAUCGCGCAAGCCACUGGGCCUGCGCUCGAUCUCUGCGGCCGGUGACCACGUUGUGGCUGUCCGCGACAACCAUACCAACGUUGUGUUGGACCAGUCUGGCGCCGAGGUGAACAAGGCUCCGCUCUUCGGGUACGAUGUGCUUAUUUGGGGCAGUAAUAAGGAGGGUCAGUGCAUUCCUGAUCGCCGCCACCGCUUCGCCGAACCCUCUCACCCGUCGCCGCUCUACCGCACAUCAAAUCUGGCAUCGGCAUCGACGUCAACAUUCACAGGUGCUGAUGACGUGUCGGCACCCAGGCUGCAGGCGGCUCCGAGACAAUGGGUGCCGGAAGCAGCCUUUAAAAACCUCAAUUCCGAGAGCAGCAGCAACAAAACAACUCGCUCGAGUGCAAAGCACCUGGUGGAGCAGGCAUUUGUGGCAGGCUCCGAGAUCACGGCCGCAUAUCUGAAGCUAUGCUGA
Molecule: messenger RNA, 1818 nt
Organism: Kickxella alabastrina
Lineage: Eukaryota; Fungi; Kickxellomycota; Kickxellomycetes; Kickxellales; Kickxellaceae
Product: regulator of chromosome condensation 1/beta-lactamase-inhibitor protein II
Exons: 1
Coding region: 1-1818 (605 amino acids)
Biological process (GO): mitochondrial respiratory chain complex III assembly
Cellular component (GO): mitochondrial inner membrane
Source: RefSeq, a predicted model, not a curated record